Phycodurus eques (leafy seadragon) is the source of this 996-nucleotide messenger RNA. RefSeq names its product proteasome 20S subunit alpha 4 (gene psma4). NCBI's taxonomy places the organism in Eukaryota, Metazoa, Chordata, Actinopteri, Syngnathiformes, Syngnathidae. The record is from RefSeq and is a predicted model, not a curated record. The transcript has 9 exons. The coding region runs from base 141 to 926 and encodes 261 amino acids. Gene Ontology annotation, biological process: ubiquitin-dependent protein catabolic process. Gene Ontology annotation, cellular component: cytosol; proteasome core complex, alpha-subunit complex; proteasome core complex.
UUUGACUGAAGCGGCGUCUCUCACAGCGGUGCUCUACGCGAGGAAACGUUAAAUAGAAAGUGGAAGAAUUAUCUUUCUUGGUUGACACAACAACGUACGCUUUUUUAUCGAAGGGUUGUUAGUUCCUUGCUCACGACAAAAUGUCUCGCAGGUAUGAUUCCCGGACAACCAUAUUUUCCCCUGAAGGUCGGUUGUAUCAGGUGGAAUACGCAAUGGAAGCAAUUGGCCACGCGGGAACCUGUCUUGGGAUUCUGGCAAACGAUGGAGUGCUGCUCGCAGCAGAGAGACGCAACAUCCACAAACUGUUGGAUGAGGUCUUUUUCUCUGAAAAGAUCUACAAGCUCAAUGAAGACAUGGCUUGCAGUGUCGCAGGGAUCACAUCAGAUGCUAAUGUACUGACAAAUGAACUUCGCCUAAUUGCGCAGAGAUAUUUAUUGCAGUACCAGGAGCCAAUCCCCUGUGAGCAGUUGGUGACAGCACUGUGUGACAUCAAGCAGGCCUACACUCAAUUUGGAGGCAAGAGGCCAUUUGGUGUCUCUCUCUUGUACAUGGGCUGGGACAAACACUAUGGCUUCCAGCUGUACCAAAGUGACCCAAGUGGUAACUAUGGAGGCUGGAAAGCAACAUGCAUCGGCAACAACAGCGCUGCCGCAGUGUCCAUGUUGAAGCAGGACUACAAAGAGGGAGAGAUGGCUCUGUCCUCGGCUUUGGCUCUGGCUGUCAAAGUUCUCAACAAAACUAUGGAUGUCAGCAAGCUUUCUGCAGAGAAAGUGGAGAUUGCCACCCUGACACGGGAGGAUGGCAAAACAAACAUCAAGGUGUUGAAACAAAAAGAGGUCGAAGAGCUGAUCAAGAGACACGAGGCUGAGGAGGCUAAGGCUGAGAAAGACAAAAAGGAGAAGGAGCAGAAAGAAAAGGAUAAAUAAACAAAUUCACACAUCUUUAUGUAGAUAACUGUUACUUUGUCUUUUACAUUAAAAGUUUGGAAAGUGGUGA